Cajanus cajan (pigeon pea) is the source of this 1224-nucleotide messenger RNA. Its product is annotated as chorismate mutase 2. Gene Ontology annotation, cellular component: cytoplasm. The record is from RefSeq and is a predicted model, not a curated record. Gene Ontology annotation, molecular function: chorismate mutase activity. Gene Ontology annotation, biological process: chorismate metabolic process; aromatic amino acid biosynthetic process. NCBI's taxonomy places the organism in Eukaryota, Viridiplantae, Streptophyta, Magnoliopsida, Fabales, Fabaceae.
GAAUCAUAUGAUUAAAUGGGUGGCGCUGAAUUUGACUUGCAAUUUAUUAUUGCCUAUGUUGAUAUUGAUAUUGACAUCUCCUUGUGCUAUAUAAUGUGGAGACCGUUAUCAUAUGUAUCAUCAGAAUCAGAAUCAGAAUCUUAAUCUUGGUGGGGUGUUUCAAUUUCAACCAAUUGGGUUUGGGCUGAUAACAUGAUGAUUCGAUUUCCAUUGGUGGUUCUUGUAUUGAUAAUUGGUACCUUGAGAUGCAGAAUGGCCAAAGCAGAAUCAAAUCCUGAUUCUGGGAACGGGUACACGCUGGCUUCGGUGAGGGAGGCUUUGGUUAGGCAAGAGGAUACAAUCAUUUAUGGUCUUAUUGAGAGAGCCAAGUUCCCUAGCAAUUCUCACACCUAUGAUCAAAACUAUGCUCAAAUCCAAGGGUUUUGUGGCUCAUUGGUGGAAUUUGUUGUUAAGAAUACAGAGGCCCUUCAAUCUCAGGCUGGAAGAUACAAAAACCCUGAAGAAAACCCAUUCUUCCCAGAACAUUUGCCACCAUCAAUUGUGCCAUCUUACCCCUUCACACAGAUUUUGCAUCCUAGAGCUGCUUCAAUUAACAUAAACAAGUCCAUCUGGAAUAUGUAUUUCCAAGAGUUACUUCCAUUGCUUGCUACUUCGGGUGAUGAUGGUAACUACGCACAAACUGCAGCUAGUGAUCUUUCAUUAUUGCAGGCCAUCUCUAGAAGGAUUCAUUAUGGAAAAUUUGUAGCUGAGGUAAAAUUCAAGGAUGCUCCUCAAGACUACGAGCCUUUAAUUCGAGCUAAGGACAGAGAAGGGUUGAUGAAAUUAUUGACAUUUACAAGUGUUGAAGAGACGGUGAGGAAGAGGGUUGAAAAGAAGGCAACGGUAUUUGGGCAGGAAGUAGGUCUUAACAGUGAUGAUGUUGGCAAUGAAAAACGUAAGUUUGAGCCAUCAGUGGCUUCUGAGUUGUACCAAAAAUGGGUAAUACCUCUUACCAAGGAGGUUCAGGUUGAAUACCUCUUGCACCGUCUAGACUGAAGCCAUUUCAAUGCACUUUGAAUGUAAAAGAAUAUCAUGUUGUUGUUCAAUUGAUUAAGCUCUCAACUGAUCCUUUAUUGCCAAUUUCGUGUAGCUGUUGAUUCAAAAAUAAUAUUUGUAGCUUUAGACUAUUAAUUACCUUUAUUUCCCCGACUUAAUUUAUUAUAAAAAAGGAUAGAUGCACGAAAA